AUGAUUGCCGCAGAUGCCUGCGUUAAUUCCCAGAGCUGGGAUGUUGACGAGGAUCUGGUGGAGAGCUUCCUCUGUGUACCAACAUUCCAGUUCAGUUCACACCUACAGUCCACUAUACUGCAAUCCAGUUUCGGCCUGGAGUACCGUGAGGCCUACGAACGAGAAGUCGCAAAUACCUCUCUGAUUGCAAGGGAAGCCCACAAAAAAACCAUAUAUCCCUAUCGUCUGAUCAGACCCGAUGGCAUCAGCGUUGAAACGCCAUCCCCUUGCCCCAACUACGUGGUGGUGUCUUACACAUGGGGUCGAUGGAAGCAUCGAGAUCGUGAUCUUGACACUACGGUUCCCGGUGGCUACUGGCAAAUUCCAGCAAACACUUUAUUCAGUCGACAGGAUCUUGACUUUGCCAUUCGAAAAAUUGCAGGCGAAGAAUAUGCGUGGGUGGAUGUCUUCUGUAUACCACAGCUGGAUUCGGACCCUCUACAUGGACAGGAGAUUGGCAGGCAAAGCGAGAUCUUCCGAUCCGCCACUCGUGCAGCUGUAUGGUUAUGUUCAGGCGGCGAUGAAGUUCUGGCCGAAAUCUGCUCUUGGGUUCCUGAAGGACCUACAAUGAUGGAUCCGGUCACCGUACCCUUUCCAAGCCUGUACGAGAUCAAGCACGGGACAGCGGAUUUGGAAGAGUUUCGCCGCAGAGCGAAACUUGUGGCAUCGCUGACGGAAGCCGUUCCCUGGACAACCUCGCUUUGGACGCUUCAGGAAGCUGCCCUGCGUUUGGAUGCUGUUUUCUACGACAAGAAGGGAGAGCCAAUCCGACACAGAGGGAGCAACAAUGCCCUUACAAUCAAUCACCUCGUUAAAACAUUGCAGUACGUCAACGACAGUCUGCGAAUAGCGUGCGGGCCGAAUUGGGAAGGGGGUGCUUGGAUGAGUGAAGAAAUCAAUACAAGUAUACUGGAACCUCCGGAGUCGUUACCUAUCACCGAAGCGGAUGUCAAGUUGUGGCUCGAAGCGAUCGAUGCAGUCACCCGAAUCAACCUCCACAAAUUAAACUCCAUGAAUGCCAGCGAGCUACUAUUGACUUCAACUCAUCGUACCUGCAAAAGGCCCCACGAUAGAGUCUAUGGAAUCAUGGGAGCGAUCGGCGUGACCAUUCCGGUCGAUUAUACCAUGGAUCCUGCAAAAGUGAUGGAACGCUUCAUUGUCGAGCUUCACAACACAUUACCAGCAGAGAUUCAGUCUUUCUUCCGCAGCCCAAACCGUUGUCCAAGCCAAAUGGCUUGGUUAGCCGACGAGAGUUGCUUCUCGCUUGGUCUUGUUCGUCAGGGCGACAGCCCAUCUCCUCGAGUGUUUGACAGCAUCAGUCCAUCGGGGUGUCUGGUCGUGAAAUACAUUCAUAUCAUCUCGAAGGCUGGACUCGAUGAUCUUGCAUCACGUUUCCUCGGUCAAAGGCUUGCCGCAGGAUUCGACGUGGUCGCUUUGUCAGAAACGAGCUGCGGUCUGGUACAGCCCAGAGGAAUGGGAUCAGGAAGAUCCGCGUACAUCUUGACUUGUGUUAUUCUACGGCUUCUCCAUUCCAGGAUGAAACUGGCUCUUGUACCCCUGGGAAGCAUUGUGGGGCUCGAUCGCCUGAUGUGGAAGUAUAUGUAUUUGUUAUUGGCUUCUGAUAUUAAAGUUGAGCAGCUCUCGCCUCUCCGGGAGCGAAGCUUCCGCAGAAUAGGUGUUAUUUUUUCGGGAGAAGAACUGCGGCUAGAUGAAGCAGCGAGUGGAGAGUUCUCCAUUCGCUAA
Penicillium diatomitis is the source of this 1782-nucleotide messenger RNA. RefSeq lists its product as uncharacterized. The transcript has 2 exons. The coding region runs from base 1 to 1782 and encodes 593 amino acids. The record is from RefSeq and is a predicted model, not a curated record. NCBI's taxonomy places the organism in Eukaryota, Fungi, Ascomycota, Eurotiomycetes, Eurotiales, Aspergillaceae.